GACAUGGCAGAGUAGGCUUUUAGAGAUAGAGAGAGAGAGAGAGAGAAGCAAGGCAUUUCGAAGCUACGAUGCUCAGACACCUCUUACUGUUCUUCACCUUCUUCUCAGCUCUCCUUCGUCCUUCGCAUCCUCGACAUGCAUCUAUCUAUAUAUGAGGAUUGGAGGGAUUUCCUUAUUAUUGGGCUGUUCUUCUUUAGUGUUCUAUUCUGAAGUCUGUUUUGUUCACUGUAGCACCCUAUGCUAUGCGAAUAAGUUGUGGAGCUCGGAACAAUGUUCAUACUCCACCAACCAAUACAUUUUGGUACAAGGAUUUUGCAUAUACAGGAGGGGUACCUGCUAAUGGAACACGCCCGAGUAAUAUCUCUCCUCGGCUUUAUACACUACGCUACUUCCCUCUAUCGGAGGGUCCGGAAAAUUGCUAUAAUAUUAACAGAGUACCCAAAGGCCACUAUGCAGUGAGAAUCUUUUUUGGAGUAGUCACAGAACGGAAUUUCGACAACAAUGAACCUUUGUUUGACGUUUCUGUCGAAGGAACCCAGAUUUACUCUCUGAGGUCAGGUUGGAGCAACAAUAUUGAUGAGCAAGCAUUUGUUGAAGCCCUUGUAUUUCUUACAGAUGGCUCUGUCUCUCUUUGCUUCCAUGGCACUGGACAUGGAGAUCCAGCUAUACUUUCAAUUGAAAUUCUUCAAGUUGAUGAUAGAGCUUACUAUUUUGGUCCACAGUGGGGUCAAGGGACAAUCCUAAGAACAGAUAAACGACUGAGUUGUGGUGCUGAGGAUCCAAAAUUUGAUGUCGACUAUAGUGGGGACCACUGGGGUGGGGACAGAUUUUGGAAUCCCAUUAUAACUUUUGGUCAAAGUUCAGAUCGUGCUAUACGUACCACAAACGGCAUCAAGCAGGCCUCAAAUCCGCCAAACUUUUAUCCAGAAGCUCUUUAUCAGACAGCUCUUAUUAGUACCGAUAAUCAGCCAGAAUUAGUGUACACCAUGGAUGUGGAUCCCAAUAGAAACUACUCCAUUUGGUUGCAUUUUGCAGAGAUUGAUCCUUCUGUCACUGGUGUUGGGAAAAGGGUAUUUGACAUCCUAAUAAAUGGUGUUGUUGUUUUUCAAGAUGUUGACAUUGUGAACAUGACUGGGGGUCUGUACGCUGCUCUUGUAUUGAACAAGACUGUCGCUGUUAAUGGGAGAACUUUGACAAUAACCGUACACCCUACAAAUGGUCAUGCCAUAAUCAAUGCUUUUGAAAUCUUUGAGGUUGUUAUGGCUGAGUCUAAAACUUCACCAGAUGAAGUUAGGGCUUUGCAAGCAUUGAAGAGUGCAUUGAGGCUUCCUCUUCGAUUUGGGUGGAAUGGUGAUCCAUGCAUUCCCCAACAACAUCCAUGGAAUGGAGCAGAUUGUCAAUUUGACAGAACUAGCAGUAAAUGGGUCAUUGAUGGACUUGGUCUUGACAACCAAGGUUUGAGGGGUUUCUUGCCAAACGACAUCUCCAAACUACGUCACCUGCAGAACAUAAACUUGAGUGGAAACAGCAUUCGUGGACCCAUUCCAUCCUCACUUGGAACAAUAACUACCUUAGAGACCCUGGACCUCUCCUAUAAUUUUUUCAAUGGAUCAAUUCCUGAAAGUCUCGGACAGUUGACAUCAUUACGAAGACUGAAUCUCAAUAGCAACUCCUUAUCCGGUGGAGUCCCGGCAGCACUGGGAGGAAGGCUUUUACAUAGAGCGAGCUUCAAUUUUACUGAUAAUGCAGGACUCUGUGGUAUUCCUGGACUACCGAUGUGUGGGCCCCACUUCUCUGUUGGUGCGAAAAUUGGCAUUGCAAUAGGUUCAUUUGUCGCACUCCUGCUUGUUUGCACCUGCUUGAUGUGUUGGUGGAAAAGGCGGCAGAAUAUUCUUCGAGCUCAGAGAAUUGCAGCAAGAGAAGCUCCGUAUGCAAAAGCAAGAACUAAUUUCUCUCGCGACAUGCAAAUGGCAAGGCAUCAAGGGUUUGAAAAUAGCCGGACAGCUGCUGAGAAUGGGCCAAGCUUGCUUUCAUGAGCUGUAUGCAUUCUUCAGCUUCUUCACCUUCAAAAUGUGCUUGAAUUAUCUCUUCUCCCCUUCACCUUGAACUAAAAUCUUGUUCAGGAACCCUAGAAAGUCGUAUAAUCAUCUCGUUGGACACACUGUUUUGCACAGAUUGGAAAAAUGUGUGUAUUUAUUGAUCUCAUUUUUCAGCAAGUUUGUGAAAUAUUGUUGUAAAAUAAAAAAUCAUAUGCUUGAUCUUUUA
Molecule: messenger RNA, 2265 nt
Organism: Camellia sinensis
Lineage: Eukaryota; Viridiplantae; Streptophyta; Magnoliopsida; Ericales; Theaceae
Product: receptor-like protein 4
Molecular function (GO): protein binding
Source: RefSeq, a predicted model, not a curated record